GAUAGACCAGGGGAAAGGGGGAGGGCACUUGGCACCCAGCUAAGGGAACACGCAGGGUCCGAUCCAUUAGUGCCAUCGAUCCAAAUAGGCUUAGCGUCAAUGGUUAUCACGCAAGAUACCUCCAAAUCGCAACAUUUUCCCCUCCAGAGUUUCCCAAAUUCCCAAAAUAUAUCCAAAUGCACCAAAACGCACCAAAACGCACCAAAAUCUCAGGAAAGUCUCCACCGCUACAGUCCACAUGGCCACUUGCCCAAUAGAGAUGUAGGUAUGCGGAAGCCAUCCUAUCACUCCCUUCCUAUUCUUCCCUUCCCCUCCCAACCUACGCAUUUCCGACACUUGAAAACUUUUGCAGUCAACAGAAUUAUUCACCGCUCGGUACGAGGUAGGUGUUUCCAAGAGUCACUCCCAUAUAUCUAUUCCUUUUCUUUCAUGCACCCUUCUCCCUCCUUCGCCUUCUUUCUUCCGAGGUCUCCAUUCACUCGGAAUAUAUAUAUUCACCACUGCCCAUACGUUGAACUCCUCUUCCGGCAGUUUGCAUCUCACUACUCGUUGAUCUCUUGAUCACAUCAUUUCCCCAGACUAUUGCACCUUACUUCUAUUGACCCCUCCAUACUAUCAAUACAAAACUCCCCCAUAUUUGGUUUACUUCUAUUGAAACUCAGUCCACAAUAGGAUAUACCAAAUCUUUUCUUCAUAAUACAGAAGAUCAAGUAGCAACGUCGCCAUGGCUCCAGAUUUGAACACAGUCCCUUCUUCCCCUAGGGUUGACAAAAAGGCUGCCUUUCCUUUCAACCAGACCAACAGCAUGCCUUCAGGUUCGAAGCCAAAUAUUUUAUAUAUUAUGGCAGAUCAGCUGGCAGCACCCUUGCUCAAAAUGCACAAUCCCAAAUCGCAGAUUCAAACACCGCAUCUUGACGGUCUUGCAAAAGAUGCCGUCGUCUUCGAUUCGGCAUAUUGUCCUUCGCCACUUUGCGCACCUUCUCGCAUGUCUAUGGUUACUGGUCAAUUACCUUGCAGAAUUGGCUCAUACGAUAAUGCCAGCUCGAUCGAUCCUUCUACCCCAACAUACGCACAUUAUCUGCGAGCAGCUGGAUAUGAAACUACAUUGGCAGGAAAGAUGCAUUUUAUUGGAGAACAAUUACAUGGUUACGAGAGUCGUUUGACAAGUGAUAUCUAUCCUGGAGAUUAUGGCUGGGCUGUGAAUUGGGAAGAUCCAGACAAGAGAUUGGAAUGGUAUCACAAUGCGAGUUCGAUCUUACAAGCUGGCAUUUGUGUGCGAAGCAACCAAUUGGAUUAUGACGAGGAGGUUAUGUAUAAAUCAACUCAAUUCCUUUAUGAUCAUGUCCGCAAGGGACCAAACACUAGACCUUUCUGCAUGACGGUCUCCCUCACUCAUCCUCACGAUCCUUAUAAUAUUCAAAAGAAGUUCUGGGAUCUCUACGAAGGUGUUGAUAUUGAUCUACCAGAGACCAAGAUUCCACAGGAAGAAUUAGAUGCACACAGCAAGCGCUUGUUGAAAGUUUGUGACCUUUGGGGCAAGGAAUUCACAGAUGAACAGAUCAAGAGAGCUAGACGUGCAUACUAUGGAGCAGUCAGUUAUGUUGAUGACUGCAUCGGAAAAUUGCUACAAGUUUUGAAAGAUUGUCGACUUGACGACAAUACAAUCAUUGUUUUCAGUGGUGAUCAUGGUGAUAUGCUUGGAGAACGUGGUCUUUGGUAUAAGAUGUCUUAUUUCGAGUCAUCUGUUCGAGUACCUCUUCUCGUUCAUUAUCCAAAAUACUUCAAUGCCCAUCAUGUAUCCGAGAAUGUUUCUACAUUGGAUAUUCUUCCAACAUUAGCAGAUCUUGCUAAUGUCGAAUUAUGGCCUGGUCUUCCUAUGGAUGGUUCAUCCCUUCUCCCACAUCUUCAAUCACGUCCAGGUGGAUCUGAUACUGUUUUUGCAGAGUACUGCGGUGAAGGUACCAUCUCACCAAUGAUGAUGAUCAGACGUGGAUCAUGGAAAUACAUCACAUGUCCAGCAGAUCCAGAUCAACUUUACAACCUUGCCGACGAUCCCAAGGAAGUGGUCAACCUUGCUUCACUUCCUGCCAAACAUCCACUGAUGACGGAAGAAACCACCAAAUUCCUGAAAGACUUCCAAGCUGAAGCUGCAGCAAAAUGGGAUUUCGAAAAAAUCACCAAUGAUGUUCUACUCUCUCAACGACAAAGACGACUUGUUUGGAGUGCUCUUAAAAUUGGUAAAUUUACCAGCUGGGAUCAUAAUCCAAAUGAUGAUGGUCGUGAGAAAUAUAUCAGAUCACAUAUUCCACUUGAUGAUUUGGAAUUGAGAGCUAGAUACCCUCCGGUUGACAGUCAAGGAAGAGAUUUGGCAGGUGUUGGUAUGGGUGGUUCGGGAGCCGGUGGUAUGGGAAGUGUGGUUUAUGACCAAGCUGGUGCUCAUGGUCAAUAAUCAGUAUUUACGGUCUUGGUGCAUAUUAUGGGAUUACUUUGGAGCGGGAGUUUGAUUUUUUGAGGCAGACAUUGCGAUGCGUGCAUACUUGCUAUAUACCAAACGAUGUCGCAUUUUCAAUUUUUGCUUUUGCUUUUGGGUGGAUAGGGCACUGCGAGGGUUUAUGGAUGGGUUGGUCUGGUACUAUGAUGGGGGAUUUAAUGAGGGUCAGAUUUUCAACAAAGUUUAGAAGAGAAUCCACUAUACAUAGAAUGGUCUAUGGAUAUAUCUUCCGGAAUGGGGGAUAAGCAAUGAGCUUUAAAUUAAAUAAAAAUGAAUUUCAACAUUAUGAAAUAUUUUAGCA
Botrytis cinerea B05.10 is the source of this 2792-nucleotide messenger RNA. RefSeq lists its product as hypothetical. Lineage: Eukaryota; Fungi; Ascomycota; Leotiomycetes; Helotiales; Sclerotiniaceae. Gene Ontology annotation, molecular function: sulfuric ester hydrolase activity. The record is from RefSeq and is a predicted model, not a curated record. Bases 725 to 2449 code for a protein of 574 amino acids. The transcript has 2 exons.